UGGGUCACAUGGCGACCAAAUGUAAAUCUAGCAUCAAACUACACAACUUUUCGGCCCGUCUGACGGACACGGAGGUUUUUUUUCAAGUGAUGCAACUCAGUGAAAGUUUCCAUCUUUGGGUGGGAACAAACAAGUCUCUAGGUAGCACUGCUGUGGCUAUGAAUUCACCUUAUGAGAAAAUGCCAGUAGCCACUCAUCUACAUGGCGACCAUGCUGAUCAGUCUUCAGUUGCAAUGGCACGGAGAUUGGCGAAGAAGACGGGCAAGCAGGUGUUUGUAAGCUGUAAUAUUGCAGCUGACCAGUUGCUGUUUCCCUUGGUGGAGAAAAGGAUUCAUGAGGAAAUGACAAAAUAUCCAGAAUACUUCUGACACAGUGCUAGCAGGGACAGAACAUCUAGAGUACUUUGGACACAAUGCUAGCAGAGACAAAACACCCAGAGUACUUCUGACACAAUACUAGCAGAGACAAAACACCCAGAGUACUUCUGACACAAUGCUAGCAGAGACAAUCACUCAGAGUAAUUCUGACACAUUGCUAGCAGAGACAAAACGUACAGAGUACUUCUGACACAGUGCUAGCAGGGACAGAACAUCUAGAGUACUUCGGACCCAAUGCUAGCAGAGACAAAACACCUAGAGUACUUCUGACACAAUGCUAGCAGAGACAAAACACCCAGAGUACUUCUGACACAUUGCUAGCAGAAACAAAACGUACAGAGUACUUCUGACACAGUGCUAGCAGGGACAGAACAUCUAGAGUACUUCUGACACAAUGCUAACAGAGACAAAACACCCAGAGUACUUCUGACACAAUGCUAGCAGAGACAAAACAUCCAGAGUACUUCAGACACGAUGAUCUCAGGUGGACAAGAACUUAUGAGUGCCUCUGGUGUCCACAAGAUACAUGGAGCAGCUUGGGGCAGUACUUGAUCUUUUCUGAUAUACUUUUCACUGAGAUAAAGUUUAGAAUAUGAAAAUAUUGUGACAUGAACUGAUGAAGUCAAAGUAAGGAUUUUCCAUUGCUAUGCUCUCUGCCUCCUAAUUGACGAAAACUGGGACAGGGGAGAUAACUCUGUCGUCUACAGACAUCCAUUCUACUGGCUGCCUUCGAUGUGGAUGUUAUUGAUAUUCAUUGAAAAAUAAAUUCAUUCAAAUAAAUGAGUUCAUUGAAAAGAGAGUUGUACAUCAUGCAGGUAACAUUACUUAUAUGGAUGUUCUGUAAAGCUGUUUUUACUCCUGCAAAUUUACCGGUGAUCCGUAAUAGUAACACAUGUAUUGUUAAAGGAUGGGUGCGGUCGCUGUGAAUUCAAGUCCAGCUCAUGCUGGCUUCCUCUCCGGCCGUACGUGGGAAGGUCUGCCAGCAACUUGCGGAUGGUUGUGGGUUUCCCCCGGGCUCUGCCCGGUUUCCGCCCACCAUAAUGCUGGCCGCCGUCAUAUAAGUGAAAUAUUCUUGAGUGCGGCGUAAAACACCAAUCAAAUAAAAUAAAUUAAAGGAUGGGUAAGCUCAACUCAAGAGAUACCAUCAGUAAGUAGAAAAAUACAUGAAAAGCAACAAACAAAUCAGCUUUUAGCCUCGUCUCGUUUGUUGUUGCAAUACUCAAGUGUUUUACUAAUAGAAAUUGAAAUGUACUACAGAUAGUGGCUUGUGGAAAUAGGCAAUCUGUACAAUGUAAGAUGUUAAUACAACUUCUAUUUGAUGAGUGCGAUCACUGUGAGUUCAAAUCCAGCCCAUACUGUUUUACUCCUUUACUCAUGCUUCCUUGCUCCAACCUCUCAGUGCCGAGUGCCAAGCCAGGCAGCAGCAAGUACCAUUUUUAAAGUCUUUGGUAUGACCCUGAGCCAUGUUUCCCACAGUCUCGUGAUUUUGAGACGGACGCUUUAUCCAUUAGGCCAC
Molecule: messenger RNA, 1893 nt
Organism: Liolophura sinensis
Lineage: Eukaryota; Metazoa; Mollusca; Polyplacophora; Chitonida; Chitonidae
Product: proteasome assembly chaperone 4-like
Exons: 3
Coding region: 9-368 (119 amino acids)
Biological process (GO): proteasome assembly
Source: RefSeq, a predicted model, not a curated record